Messenger RNA from Acanthoscelides obtectus, 276 nucleotides. The record is from the annotation of a GenBank genome assembly. Lineage: Eukaryota; Metazoa; Arthropoda; Insecta; Coleoptera; Chrysomelidae.
AUGGAUAAAGAGAUGAACAUCGAUAAUGACAUACUUAUUGCGCUAGUGGAAGCAAGACCAGUUUUAUGGGAUAAAAGUUUGGCCAUAUUUAAGAUACUAGAUACUAGAGAAGCAUGGAGCCAAGUUUGCUGCGAACUGAAUGAGGAUUUUAAAGAAAUGGAGUCCAAAGAAAAAAUGAAUCUAGAACUUUCGCUUAAUUCUCCGACGCUUUAUUAUGCUGGUACAGUAACCACAUUGCAACAACUCGUUGGGGUAUCAUUAAAAAUAAUAUUGUAA